AUGGUGAUAACUGCAAGUAUACAGCCUAAUAAUGAUCAAGGCCCACAAUUUGUUGGCUUCGUUCUGGAACCAUCUGUACUGGAUCCUGAACAUCAGCAACCACCGAGUCCACCACGCUACGAAGAUGCUCUAAAACCAAUUAGCGCCCCACCGCGGUACGAGGAACAAUCCACUGGAUCGAGCUCUCCGGUCAGAAGUAUAGAUUUGCCACCUAGUGGCAGAACCACCGCCAGAAUCGAAUCUUCAGUUGAUGAGGUGUCGUCAUGCGACGGUGAAGUAGAGGAGAUCGUUGGCCUGAUUCUGUGCAUAUUUAUUUCAAUCGAAUAUACCGUAUCUACAUCACGUUCAAUUGAGCCGCCGCGAUUCCUCAGCAAGAAGUCAUGUCGUUUUAAUGGAGGAGGUUGCCACUGUAUUGUUCGUGUACGUGGCGAGUGCUGCUGUAAAGGAGAUGAGGUGACAGCGCUACCAACUAAUCUUACAACAACCGUUAAAGUACUGGUUAUGUUCAAUGUCAGCAUCACCACGAUCGAUUCAACAUUCUUCCACCAGUAUGCAAAUCUUGAAGAAAUAGAAAUCUAUGAAUCUAAUCAUCUGCAUUCGUUUGAUGGGAACUCGUUACGUCACCUUGCAAAUCUCCGUAAAUUCUCGAUAACGUGGUGUCGAAAGCUGGAAGAAAUUUCAGAAGUGUUGCUGCAGGGCAAUCUGAAGAUACAAUCUUUGUGA
Necator americanus (New World hookworm) is the source of this 723-nucleotide messenger RNA. RefSeq lists its product as uncharacterized. Lineage: Eukaryota; Metazoa; Nematoda; Chromadorea; Rhabditida; Ancylostomatidae. The transcript is spliced from 8 exons. The record is from RefSeq and is a predicted model, not a curated record. The coding region runs from base 1 to 723 and encodes 240 amino acids.